AUGAACUCCUAUUUUCGGUGGUACCACAUAGAUGAUGAUUUAUGUGUGGAGUAUGUGGAGAUGAGACUUAGCAAAUAGGCCAAGAUCUUUUGAGAAAAUGAGAGCUAUGCGGCACACUAACGAGGGCAAUUGAUAAGUCUUCAUUAUCAUAAGUUAAUAAUUAGUAAAUAAUAUAAUUUUAGCUUUGACUCAUGAUAAAUAGACUUAUAUUUGUGUUAAAGUGUGAAAAUUGGUUUUUAGUUGAUUAACGUGAAUUUUUGGGUAAUUAUGUGAUUUUCUAUGAUUUUUACAGUCUUAUUUUUGAGAUAAAUAAAGGAAAAGAAAUUCAAAUAAAAAUAUAGCAAAAUGGGGGGACCCGCCAGUCAGCUAGGCCCACAAGCAGGUCAGAAGCGUAGUCGGGGAGUAGUUGUGAGCAAGGGUUCGAGCGGCUUGAACCGAUGGGGGCAUGUGUGCGCCACUUCCCUUCCACGUCACCGAUGGCCAGCCAGCUGUGGGGUAAGAAGUGGUUUAUACAUGAGCGAGAAAGGGACCUUGCUUAGAAAUGUUAUAUUACUACUUGUUCGCCCAAACAUUUGGUGCACAACCGAUGUGGGACUAAACUCGUCACCUUCCUUAGAAGAGGCAAGGCAACUGGCGUGGGUUCGAAUCCUCCUAGAGCUAAAACUCAUAUUUUUAUCUAAUUAUUGUGACUUUUCUGUAGAUCGUCAGUAAAGGAUUAAGCAAUCAGAAUUGCUGGAUCAUCGGUGAAAAUCUCGUCAACGCGAUUUGCAAAGCAUUGUUAUUAAAAUUGCUAAAAGAUUCGCAAUAAAAGGAUGCAAAUCGAUCGAGUAAAUCAUCUCUAAUUGACUAACGAACAAGCCGUCGUCAAGAAGAGGACGAUCCACUUGGAGAUGAGUCGUCACCUCCUGAGAGCAUACUAGAUGCGAUGAAGAGCCUCCUCUUGCUGCGUGGACUUGAGGAUGAAGCUCUCUGACACACACCCCACCUCCAUCCAGCUCGUCUCCGUCGGGUGACAGCCACCAGAGAGCCGCAAAGUCAUUAUUUUUCCACUCCGCCGGGUGACAGCCGCUAGAGACGACUGACGACCCAUUUCAUUAAUCUCUAGACUUCGCGAGAAGAUUUAGAGAUUGUCCACGUUGUCUUUGUCCAAGGAGAGCCUUUGAGGUCAUAGACAUUGCACGACGAUUGUCCCGAAUGCUUAGGAUUCCGGUGCAUCACCAACGCAUCGCUGUCGCAAUGCUAGAACUUUGUUUUCCUACUUUCAACUUACUUUACACUUCAUUUAGUGAUAAUCUUUGUGAUUUUAAUUUACCAAAAUAUAUUUUGUUCUAUUAUGAUUCUUUUCGCUUUUACAGAUCUUAAUUUAAUUAAUUAAAUCAUUUGUAGUUACUUAUGUAAGAAUCACUAGGCAGAACUUUGUUUCUAUCCGAUUCACAUUCGCCGGGUGGUGAUGUCAUCCUGAUGUCUACACCCUUAUUUCCUUUUUUUGUGAAUUUUAAAUAUAUUUCCUUUUCAUUUCUUAGUAUAAAAUUCAUAGAAAAUCAUAUUCAUUGAGAAAAAUUCUGAAUAAUUACCAAAUAUUAUAUUACAUCCUUGUGAUCAGUCUAAAAUAUUAUUACUAUUUUUGGAAGUUUUAUUGAAUUAUAAUUGAUAUAUUUAUUCAGAAAUACUUCUAAAUAUCUGAAAAUUCAUAUUUUCUAAUUUUAUAAAUUUUAAAUUUUUGUGAUUUAAUAUACAACAGCUGAGUCACGUGAGCAACCCAUCACAUCAUGGGUUGAUAUGACAUCACACUUGAGGAACAAGUAUGUUCCUCGACAGUAUGAGUCGAUGUUGUUCCUCAAUUAG
Messenger RNA from Spirodela intermedia, 1845 nucleotides. The record is from the annotation of a GenBank genome assembly. NCBI's taxonomy places the organism in Eukaryota, Viridiplantae, Streptophyta, Magnoliopsida, Alismatales, Araceae.